Messenger RNA from Aspergillus neoniger CBS 115656, 1116 nucleotides. RefSeq names its product fatty acid alpha-hydroxylase. Gene Ontology annotation, molecular function: iron ion binding; heme binding; fatty acid 2-hydroxylase activity. The transcript has 3 exons. Gene Ontology annotation, biological process: fatty acid metabolic process; lipid biosynthetic process. Bases 1 to 1116 code for a protein of 371 amino acids. Gene Ontology annotation, cellular component: endoplasmic reticulum; membrane. The record is from RefSeq and is a predicted model, not a curated record. NCBI's taxonomy places the organism in Eukaryota, Fungi, Ascomycota, Eurotiomycetes, Eurotiales, Aspergillaceae.
AUGCCUGGCAGAACCCUUCCAGCUUUCACCCCGGCCGAGGUCGAGUCUCACAAUGAUGCCAACUCGUGCUAUGUGACCCUGGGAUCAAAGGUCUAUGACGUUACUGACUUUGUCGCCGGUCAUCCCGGUGGUGAAGAGUUGGUCCUCGAAUAUGCUGGCAAAGAUGUGACGGAGAUACUGCGCGAUCCGGCAUCCCACGCCCAUUCGGAUUCGGCAUACGAAAUUCUGGACGAAUGUCUUGUUGGGUUUGUCUCGUCGGAACCCAACGGGAAGGCAGCAAAUGGGUGCACCCCUCAAUCAAAAGAACAGCAGGCGGUGUUUGCAACAACUGGCUUGUCUUGCGAAGAGGACCUGUCGGUAGAGACCGAUCCUACCAAGGAUUAUCAGACACAUAAGUUUUUGGAUCUCAACAAGCCUCUUCUUCUCCAGCUGUGGAACAGCGGGUUCACCAAGGAGUUUUACCUGGAUCAGAUCCAUCGCCCGCGUCAUUACAAGGGUGGGGAGUCCGCGCCGCUCUUUGGAAACUUCCUUGAACCUUUGAGCAAGACAGCUUGGUAUGUUGUUCCUAUCAUGUGGCUUCCUCCAGUCACAUAUGGGACUAUCGUUGGUUUCUCUGGACUGGCGAAUGUGCCGGCUGCCGCUGCUUAUUGGGUCGGUGGUCUCUUCCUCUGGACCUUGAUAGAGUAUGUCAUGCAUAGGUUCUUGUUUCACAUCGAUAAGUGGCUUCCUGAUAACCGCGUUGGUCUUACCCUUCACUUCCUGCUACAUGGAAUCCAUCAUUACCUACCCAUGGACAAGUAUCGGUUGGUCAUGCCACCGACUCUAUUUGUCGUCUUGGCCGCCCCAUUUUGGAAGUUAGCGCACACGGUGUUCUUCUAUAACUGGUAUGCCGCUGUGACGGUCUUCUGUGGAGGUGUCUUCGGCUAUGUCUGUUAUGACAUGACUCACUACUUCCUCCACCACCGCAACCUCCCUUCCUACUACAAGGCGCUCAAGAAGUACCACCUCCAGCAUCAUUUCGCGGACUUCGACAAUGGCUUUGGCGUCACUAGUCGCUUUUGGGACCGCGUCUUCGGCACUGAGCUUGAGAUGCCGUCUUCCAAGAAGACCCAAUGA